Cydia splendana is the source of this 2452-nucleotide messenger RNA. RefSeq names its product charged multivesicular body protein 5 (gene Vps60). The transcript has 5 exons. The coding region runs from base 120 to 800 and encodes 226 amino acids. NCBI's taxonomy places the organism in Eukaryota, Metazoa, Arthropoda, Insecta, Lepidoptera, Tortricidae. The record is from RefSeq and is a predicted model, not a curated record. Gene Ontology annotation, biological process: vesicle budding from membrane; late endosome to vacuole transport via multivesicular body sorting pathway. Gene Ontology annotation, cellular component: multivesicular body.
AUUGAAUAGGAUUUUGUUAUGUCGAUUAUUGGUUGAGUGAGAUCAGGGAAAUUUUCGUACUUAGAUACUUUGUGACCAAGAAUUUAUCGUAAGGAAAAAGUUCUUGAAAACUAAACAAAAUGAAUAGAAUAUUCGGCAGAGGAAAACAAAAGACUCCGGGUCCAAGCAUAACGGACUGCAUUGGCACUGUGGAUGGUCGAGCAGAUAAUAUAGAGCAGAAGGUCAAUAAGUUGGAGACAGAACUGAGGAAAUACAAAGACCAAAUGGCUAAAAUGAGAGAAGGACCGGCGAAAAACUCUGUUAAACAAAAAGCUAUGAGGGUUUUAAAGCAGAAGAAAAUGUACGAACAACAGCUGGAAAAUCUCCGAGCUCAAUCAUUCAACAUGGAGCAAGCAAACUACGCCACACAAACACUGAAGGACACACACGCAACCGUCCAGGCCAUGAAAGAUGGCGUCACUCAGAUGAAAAAGGAGUUUAAGAAGAUCAAUAUAGAUAACAUUGAGGAUGUGAACGACGAUUUAGCAGACAUGUUGGAGCAAGCUGACGAGGUGCAGGAGGCGCUGGGCCGCCAGUACGGCAUGCCGGAGAUCGAUGACGACGAAUUAGCUGCUGAACUUGAUGCCCUAGGCGACGAGAUAGCCCUGGACGACGACACGUCGUACCUCGACGACGUGGUGAAGGCGCCGGCCGCGCCCGACAAGGAGCCCGGCGCGGACAGCGUGCGCAACAAGGACGGAGUCCCGGUCGACGAGUUCGGCCUGCCGCAGGUGCCCAGUGCGGCGCAGACCUCGCGCUAAACGGGACAAGUGAGCUGUAGAUGUUGCUCUUGUAUUUCAGGAAAGGGGAGUGAAGGGUGCGUACAGAUCUGACGAAUGCGACGCUAGUACAUUAUUCGCGAACCGCUCGCGCUGUACGUACGUAGGUACAGAUGUAGUGCGUAAUUGUUUUCCUUCUUAUUUUCUCGGAAACGUUCGUAUUCAGUCAACAUCAGUACUUUUUGUACUUAGACUGACUGAAAUAGCAAGACACGUUCGUACGUUUGUCGUUUCCGUGAAAAUACGAAGGAAAACAACUAUGCACUACAUCUUUACUACCUACGUAUUUAUACUCUGACAAGAUUUUCAGUGGUACUAAUUUAUGAGAUUCUUUGACAGGCGUUGAAAGUCAUCGAAUGUCUCCAAUGUAAACAAUAAACGAUUUCAGAAUUCGAUGCGUAUUAUUGUCAUAUGUAAGCUGCUUGUAGCGAAAAUAUAAUAUUGUCAGGCUAAGGGGUUAAAUAAAAUAUUGUCAGGCUUUACGUACAGGUCCUACAAUAAGGAAGCAUCUCACCACAAACUGCCUAGGAACAGUUAGUAAUCCUGUCGCAAAGAGCGCGCGAGCGUCGCAUUCGUCAGAUCUGGACGGACUUUAACCAAGAUAGACUUUAAUAUGAUAAUAAUAAGAGUUGAAGUCAACAAACACCUCUUUGAAAUGCAAGAUCCACCUGUUUCAUUUGCAUUAGCCUUCACUGAUAAUCGUUUUCGUUGUCAUUGUUAAAAGAAAGAAUGAAAGAUAAAAGAAAGAAGAUACAAUUACAUAACUAGCUCAGUGGUCCUACUAGGCUAGGCCUGUAUCGUGGUAUUUUUGAUAAUGUGCGCGUUUUGGUCUAUAAACAUGACCUAUGAAUACAAUCUGUUAGUUUUGGUACUAGGACACAACUUACAAUCAUUUCAGUGAGACCUAAUAAGUUUUUAUACUUAGUCCAUAUAAAUCAAAGAAAAUUAUAAUAAAAGUUAAGUUACUCGUUCAAAUGAUAAUUCGCUUUCUUGUAUGUGUACGUCUAAUACACGUUUAUUCCCAAAUAACUUUUCUAAAACAGGGAAUAGCUAUAUUGGCACAUGCUUGCACCUUACUUGGCUGAAUGGUUAUAAGACUGUUCUCAAUCUUUAAACGGCACCAUCGAACCACACCACACAAAUGGAUAUGUAGUAUCAUAUAAGAAUCCAUCAAGCUUAAUAAGAUGUGCUAAAUAUUUAAUAAUAAAAUAUUUUCUGUUAACUGCAGUAUCAAGUGUAGUUAAACUUUAUAAACGUAAUAUAGCUUCAUUUAUUGGGAGCGGAUUUUUAUUCCAAUUAUUUUCUUAAUUAUGUAUGUAGGUACUUUGCUAAUGUAUAAUUGUCGACUCAUUUAACUAACCAUUCGUGAACCUUAUUCCAACGAUUUAAGGUUCAUAGAUAGUUAAGUAUGUUGCUCUUAGUAGUUUACUGCAUUCGUAAUAAAGUGCAUAGUAUCGUUCUAGUAAUCGCCUUUCACAGACAUGUUGCGAUAUUGCGUCAAAAAUAUUUAACUUGAUUAACAUGUAAUAUGUUGAAGAAAAUUAAUGUUUAAUUUUGUUGCUGUAUGUCUGAUUUUUAUAAAAUAUUGUAUAAUCUAAUGUAUUUUAAAUAAAUGUAAGUUGUUUAAUAUACAA